GGGAUCGGGUGCUACAUGUUCCGGAUCGACGACGCCGAGGUGGUGGACGCCACGAUGCACGGCAGCGCCGCGCGCUUCAUCAACCACUCGUGCGAGCCCAACUGCUACUCGCGGGUCAUCCAGGUGGAGGGACACAAACACAUCGUCAUCUUCGCCCUGCGCCGCAUCCUGCGCGGCGAGGAGCUCACCUACGACUACAAGUUCCCCAUCGAGGAGCCCGCCGCCAAACUGCCCUGCAACUGCGGGGCCAAGCGCUGCCGGAGGUUCCUCAACUGA
Messenger RNA from Antrostomus carolinensis (chuck-will's-widow), 276 nucleotides. Its product is annotated as histone-lysine N-methyltransferase 2B-like. The record is from RefSeq and is a predicted model, not a curated record. The transcript has a single exon. NCBI's taxonomy places the organism in Eukaryota, Metazoa, Chordata, Aves, Caprimulgiformes, Caprimulgidae. Gene Ontology annotation, biological process: positive regulation of DNA-templated transcription. Gene Ontology annotation, molecular function: protein binding; histone H3K4 methyltransferase activity. The annotation marks the transcript as partial. Gene Ontology annotation, cellular component: histone methyltransferase complex.